This is a messenger RNA of Ochotona princeps (American pika), 930 nucleotides long. RefSeq names its product olfactory receptor 8J3-like. Gene Ontology annotation, biological process: sensory perception of smell; G protein-coupled receptor signaling pathway. The record is from RefSeq and is a predicted model, not a curated record. Gene Ontology annotation, cellular component: membrane. The transcript has a single exon. Gene Ontology annotation, molecular function: G protein-coupled receptor activity; odorant binding; olfactory receptor activity. NCBI's taxonomy places the organism in Eukaryota, Metazoa, Chordata, Mammalia, Lagomorpha, Ochotonidae. Bases 1 to 930 code for a protein of 309 amino acids.
AUGGCUCCUGGAAACUCCACCCCAGUGACUGAGUUCAUUCUCAUGGGGGUCUCAGAUCGGCCAGAGCUGCAGAUCCCCCUCUUCUUCGUGUUCCUCGUCAUCUAUGGGCUGACCGCACUGGGGAACCUGGGCAUCAUCACCCUCACCAGCGUGGACUCACGACUGCAAACCCCCAUGUAUUUUUUCCUGCGACAUUUGGCCAUCAUCAAUCUCGGCAACUCUACCGUCAUUGCUCCUAAAAUGCUGAUUAACUUUUUGGUAAAGAAGAAAACUACCUUGUAUUACGAAUGUGCCACCCAGCUGGGCGGGUUCUUGGUUUUCAUUGUCGCAGAGAUUUUCAUGUUGGCUGUGAUGGCCUAUGACCGCUACGUGGCCAUCUGUAACCCCCUGCUCUACACAGUGGUGGUCUCUCAGAGGGUCUGCCUGCUGCUGGUUUCCCUUACAUAUGCCUAUGGCUUUUUCACAGCUGUCAUGGUUUCAUCGUGCGUGUUCUCUGUGUCUUACUGCUCCUCCAAUGUCAUCAAUCACUUUUAUUGUGACAAUGUGCCUCUCUUAGCGUUAUCUUGUUCUGAUACUUACAUGCCAGAAACAGUAGUUUUUAUAUCUGCAGCCACAAAUUUGUUUUUUUCUAUGACUAUAGUUCUAGUAUCUUAUUCCAAUAUUGUCUUGUCCAUCCUAAGAAUACGCUCAGCCGCAGGGAGGAAAAAAGCCUUUUCUACCUGUGGCUCCCAUAUGAUGGCAGUCACGGUGUUCUAUGGGACUCUGCUGUUCAUGUAUUUGCAGCCUAGAACAAACCAUUCGCUAGACACUGAUAAGAUGGCCUCUGUGUUUUACACGCUGGUGAUCCCCAUGCUGAAUCCUAUGAUCUACAGCUUGAGGAAUAAGGACGUAAAGGAUGCCUUAAAGAGAUGUGUGGCAAAUCCAUGUUAA